AUGUCUGUGUUCAAGCAAAUGAGAUUCUCACUGUCUGCUUUAGAAAAUCUCGGGCGGAUACUGUCAGGGUUCAACGGAGCAUCAACAACUUAUCUGGGAGAUGUUGUACUACUCGUCCAAGUCGGACCAAUGGUCUUCAAUGUGCAAUUCUCAACUGUGAAAGACUUGUCCCCUUUCAAUGCCAUCAUGGGAUGCACCUGGUUGCACUACAUGAAGGUUAUCUCUUCUACGUAUCACCAAAUAGUGAACUACUUGACUGAGAACGGACAUGUCAACCUCUUUAGGAGCCAAUUAGCAGCACUACAAUGUUACCAGGUGGCGCGAGAAUCCGGAUCCACAAGCGUUGCUGAGCCUCAUACUGAACCGACUAGUACAAAGAAACAAUAG
Messenger RNA from Vitis riparia (riverbank grape), 387 nucleotides. RefSeq lists its product as uncharacterized. The record is from RefSeq and is a predicted model, not a curated record. Lineage: Eukaryota; Viridiplantae; Streptophyta; Magnoliopsida; Vitales; Vitaceae. The transcript has a single exon. Bases 1 to 387 code for a protein of 128 amino acids.